Electrophorus electricus (electric eel) is the source of this 2398-nucleotide messenger RNA. It is a transcript of the gene kctd16a, whose product is annotated as potassium channel tetramerization domain containing 16a. The record is from RefSeq and is a predicted model, not a curated record. Gene Ontology annotation, molecular function: protein binding. Gene Ontology annotation, cellular component: postsynaptic membrane; signaling receptor complex; presynaptic membrane. Gene Ontology annotation, biological process: regulation of G protein-coupled receptor signaling pathway; protein homooligomerization. Lineage: Eukaryota; Metazoa; Chordata; Actinopteri; Gymnotiformes; Gymnotidae.
UGGGCUGAGCGUUGUAUUAAUUUUUUUUUUAAAGAAUACAACAUUAAGUUAUUUUUAAAAGAGUUAUGCUAAAAGCUACGACAUAACUGUGACGUUUGAAAGACUUUGGGGCUUCGGAAAUGAGACACAUUGCAACUAAUAUCAGAUCAUAAACGCCAUGCGACAGUGAAGAACAGCGGCAAAGGUUAUGUAUCGUUCGAACUGCGUGGAAUUGUGCUUCAUAUUUUCAAAAUACAGAUUACUAAAAACUUUGUGACUUGUACUUGUGCCAGAACCAAAAUGGCACUGACUGAAAAUUGUAGCAUUUAUCAGUCCCCAAAGGACUCGGCGCAAACUUCAUCCGAUGUAAUUGAACUCAAUGUAGGUGGUCAGGUGUAUUACACUCGCCAUGCCACCCUUACCGGUAUUCCCAACUCGCUGCUCGGAAAAAUCUUUUCUUCCAAGAAGGAUUCCCCCAAAGACUUGGCCCGAGACAUGAGAGGACGCUAUUUCAUUGAUAGGGACGGCUUUUUAUUUCGAUACGUUUUGGACUAUCUCAGAGAUAAGCACGUCGUGUUGCCCGAUCAGUUUCCGGAGAAAGGGAGGCUGAGAAGGGAAGCGGAAUACUUUCAGCUGCCGGAGCUCGUGAAGAUUCUGACACCCGACGGGUCCAGACAACGUCUGGAUGAAAGCGUUCAUAGCGAUUUGGACGAUGCGUCUCAAGGAAGUGAUCAGAGAUCGUACCGCUCGGCUUACCUGGAUCCGCGCGACAGGAGGUACGGUUUCAUUACGGUGGGCUACAAGGGCUGCAGUCCAUCUGGAAAGGACGUGCUAAUAGACUUUAAAGGCAGAGGACUGUCCAAAAUAUUCACUUGCGGAAGGAUCGGCUUGGUCAAAGAAGUCUUUGGAGACGCUUUAAAUGAAAGUCGGGACCCGGACAGACCACCCGAGCGUUACACCUCUAGAUUCUACCUCAAGUCUCGACACUUGGAGAGAGCGUUUGAUAUGCUCGCAGAGAGCGGGUUCCAUAUCGUAGCAUGCAAUUCGUCCCUGACAUCACCUCUAACACAACAAGGGGACGACAGAUUCUGGUGCAGUAACACAGAGUACGUCUUCUACCGUGGUCCGUCCUCCUGGUCGUCCUCCCACUGUGAGUGCUGCUGCAAGAGUCAGAAGAGCGAACGCGAUGGUGGUGAGAGCUGCACCUCCUUCAACGAGCUCUCCAGCUCCUGCUCCGAGACCCAGUCAGAAGCCAGCUCGCCCCAGGAGACGGUCAUCGCUCGCCCCGCGUCCAAGCAGCCCCGGGUCCAGACCCUGGACCGGCAUGCGAAGAAGGCCCCUGGGCAGCCCCUGCAGCACACGGAGAUAACUCGGCGGAGGACGGCACUGCUGCGCGCCCGCACCUCAGGCCCCCGCGAUGGAAAGAGGAAAGCGCCCAAGGAGAAGCUGACCCCGGAGCAGGAGCUACAGAAAUGCAUCCAGGACUUCCGACGGAUUAAGAUCCCCGAGCGCUUCCCGGACAGGAAGAGCACGUGGCAGUCCGAACUACUGAGGAAGUAUCGCCUUUGAAAGCAAGAGGCAUUAAAGUGGCCGCGGGAACAAAAAGCUACUUAGCGGCACUUAGGAUGGCGCUCGGAUUCAUGCUGCGCUUGGGUUCAGUCUGCUGGUCUAAUCUUCAGGAGAGAUGGUUAACGUGCCGUGAACGAUGCAGUUAACCUUGACUCGACUCCUGCCGUGCACUGUUCAGUUCUGUUGCAAAAGCAUGGUUACUCCAACACAGACAUUGAACUGCAAAUCAAUUUCACAGUGUCUAAACAAACUAGUCCUUUUAGGAACCCCAUAGAAUGGUUUAGACAUGCACUGAAGAAGCAGCCAUCAUUUGCUAUCUGCACACGCAGAGCGCCGCGUGACCCAGACAAAUAUGGCUAGCAUCUCAAACAGAGAAUUUAUGUGUGAAUGUGGAGAAACAAAUUUAUCCGGUGUUGUGAUCGGGUGUACGGAUUGUGUUAACGCAGUUCUCCUCCCUUUUCACUGAUUUUGCAAAGUAAAAAUGUACCCUGGCAUUUAAUUUAGUUCCAUGCCGUAGCAAAGCAGCAAUGCAUGUUUAACCACUGCAGUGAGCUUCAGUAUUAGAGAAAUGCCUCUUAUCGAUUAGACACAGUUAAUUUGUGGUAUACGUCCUGCAUAAUUCACCCACAUUUAGCAGAAGGCAUCAAACCAAGCUGAUGUACAUCUGAGAAGACAAAGCAGCUCUGCUUAUGGUUGCUAGACUCUUUCUGUUUGUUGCUGUGAGCCUUUUUGUCUGGACCGUUAUUUGUAGUGCAUAUUUGAAUUGGUUUUACCUCUGGGUAUAUGACAAAUCCCUUUAUUGUGAAUGUGCAAUGAUUCAUUAAAUGAACUGAGUUUAAAAUGUAACUCA